This is a messenger RNA of Lindgomyces ingoldianus, 414 nucleotides long. RefSeq lists its product as uncharacterized. The record is from RefSeq and is a predicted model, not a curated record. Lineage: Eukaryota; Fungi; Ascomycota; Dothideomycetes; Pleosporales; Lindgomycetaceae. The transcript has a single exon. The coding region runs from base 132 to 347 and encodes 71 amino acids.
UGUCUUUGCUUUUGGGGUUUCACAGCAAGGUGAGCUGUCACUCGCAUCCACAUUUACAAAUACGGCGUUCCGGUGCUCGAGGAAAGGAAGCAGAUACCACCAUUCCAAGGUUAGUUUCAUUGGGGGAAGGCAUGGCGAACAUUCUCGUCCCAAUAAUUCACCUAAUCCUAUUCUCACACUUCAUACUAUCUCUUGUAGAAAGUCAAGUCAGUUUCCCCGAAUGUCUAUGGGAGACUGAAUGUGAAAUAUCUCUUUCUGCUCUACUUCAAAAUCGCGCUUCUUCUCAUAACCCAAUACGCAUCCCCCAGUACAGAAACAAAUACAGCGACCAAGAGCAUGUACGCUGAUCCAGCACUAAGCCAAUCCUUAGUCAAACCCAAUCCUCCUUGUCUCCAGUCCUGUCGGAAAGGUAAU